Molecule: messenger RNA, 1919 nt
Organism: Nymphaea colorata (pocket water lily)
Lineage: Eukaryota; Viridiplantae; Streptophyta; Magnoliopsida; Nymphaeales; Nymphaeaceae
Product: probable auxin efflux carrier component 1d
Exons: 6
Coding region: 214-1491 (425 amino acids)
Biological process (GO): auxin polar transport; auxin export across the plasma membrane
Cellular component (GO): endoplasmic reticulum; plasma membrane
Molecular function (GO): auxin efflux transmembrane transporter activity
Source: RefSeq, a predicted model, not a curated record
GCGGCAAGCUACAGUCACAGAAUCACAGGCAAUGGGAGCAUGUUCUGAUUCUCUCUCUCUCUCUCUCUCACACACACAUACACACACACAUUGAACUCAUAAGGACCUUGCCUCCACUCACAUAUGUAUAAGUAAAACCCAUCUCUGUCUCCCUUUCUCUCUGAUAACAAGGACCAAGAAGAGAAAAACAGAGCAGCAGGUGGGAGAAAGAAGAUGAUAACCUUGAAGGACUUAUACAAUGUCUUGAGUGCAGUCGUCCCUUUAUACGUGACCAUGUUCCUCGCCUAUGCAUCUGUCAAAUGGUGGAACGUCUUCACCCCACAGCAGUGCGCCGGCAUCAACAGAUUCGUAGCGGUCUUUGCCGUGCCCCUGCUGUCCUUUGAGUUCAUUUCGAGGAUCGAUCCCUACGCCAUGAAUCUGCUUUUCAUAGCAGCAGAUGUCAUAUCAAAGGCUACCAUCCUCCUGUUUCUCUUCUUAUGGGCCAAGUUCACUACCAGAGGCAGCCUAGAUUGGACAAUCACCAUGUUUUCCCUCUGCUCUCUUCCCAACACCUUGGUCAUGGGGAUACCACUCCUGAAAGCCAUGUAUGGUGAUGACAAAGAAAUGUUGAUGAUUCAGACUGUUGUGUUGCAGUGCAUUAUUUGGUACACUUUGUUGCUGUUUCUGUUUGAGUAUAGAGCAGCUAGAGAGUCUCUGGUUCAGAGAUUUAAAGGCAGCAGCGAAAGUGAAGCAAUUGGUGUGAGCAUGAAGAAGGUGGGGGAAGACGGUGGUGGACAAGAAGGUGAGGAGGUUGUCCACGUUGUUGUCAGUAAGCCAUCAAGCAAAGUCGCAGAUCAUGAAGAUGGGAAAGAAAUUCACAAAUUUAUCUGGAACUGUUCUUGCUGCAACUCUCAAGGUUAUUGUGAAAGGUCUGCGCAAGUGUGUAGCAAGGAAGCGGAGAAUACUGCAGAGAAAGCAGAAAGCCAUGAAGAAAUUGCUGACACAUCAUCUUUUUCACCACAGAUGGUGAGAUUGAUCCUGAAAAUGGUGUGGUUUAAACUUAUAAGAAACCCAAACUCAUACUCAAGCCUGCUGGGUAUAAGUUGGGCUCUGGCUUCUUAUAGGUAUGGAUUUCACAAGCCCAGGAUCAUGGAGAACUCCAUAACAAUCCUGUCAAAUGCUGGACUUGGGAUGGCCAUGUUCAGUCUUGGUUUGUUCAUGGCUCUUCAACCAAGGAUCAUAGCAUGUGGGACAAGGCUUGCCACAUAUGGAAUGUUGGCUAGGUUCCUAGCUGGGCCUGCUGUCAUGGCAGUUGCUUCCUUCAUAGUGGGGCUUAGAGGAGAUAUUCUGAGGGUUUCCAUUGUUCAAGCUGCCUUGCCACAAGGAAUAGUGCCAUUUGUGUUUGCUAGGGAAUACAACUUGCAUCCAGAUGUUCUAAGUACAGGGGUCAUAUUUGGGAUGAUUAUUUCUCUGCCCAUUACAAUUGUAUACUAUGUACUUUUAGGUUUGUGACUAGAUUAUCUGAGUUACAGGAAACCAGAUUUUAAUAAAGGGGAAAUACAUUUAUAUGCAGAUUCUACGUAGAUAAGACUAAUAUGCUUAAAGUUGCUACCUCUUUCACCACCAUCGUAGAUGCUAAAGAAAAUGAAGUUUUUCAAAAAGAAGAUGAAGCAGAAGCUGUGGGUAUCAGGCCAUGGAACUCGGGGCAAGAGCAGAAAAGGAAAUAAAGGAAAUCGUUCAUGGUGGCCUUAGAGAAAGAUUCUGAUCAUUUCUCAAAUAUCUUGAGAAAAGAUAAGAAAAGGUUUUAGUUUUUUGAGAAUUGAGUUAUUGAUAUUCCUUACUCUGAGAAAGGAAAAAAGUUUUAGUUCUAAGUUUUUAUGUUCUUUUUCUCUUAUCAUAUAUGACAUGAGCCUGGCCGUUGCUUGUAUAAUGGAUAUGUG